GCAGGGCGCGGGGCCACCACCUUCCCAACAUGGCGGCGGAGCCGGUGCCGUCCGAGGGCUCCAAGCCCCUGAGCGGGCUCCUGAGCGGCAUCGCGCAGGCCACGUACUACGGCACCGCCGGCAUCACCGAGGAGCUGCUGCGCGGCCAGCUCUACCCCGAAGCGGCGCCCGAGGAGUUCCGCGCGCUGCUGGCCAAGCUCACGGCCGCGCUCAAGUCAAUAGCCUCAGCAGAUAUGGAUUUGAACCAGCUGGAAGCCUUUCUUACUGCCCAAACCAAAAAACAAGGAGGUAUCACAGCAGAUCAAGCAGCAGUCAUUGCAAAAUUUUGGAAAAGCCACAGAACAAAGAUUCGAGAGAGCCUGAUAAAUCAAAGCCGGUGGGACAACACCUUGAGAAAUGUGAAUUGGAGAGUAGAUUUGAAGUCGCAGUCAAGGCACAUUGAUCAAAUAAACACCCCUGUUGCAAUAGUUGAAAUGGAGCUGGGGAAAAAUGGGAAGGAAUCUGAUUUUUUGUGUCUGGAAUUUGAUGAAGCCAGAGUGAAUCAAAUGUUGAAGAAACUGUCUGAGAUCGAAGAGAGCAUAAGCACGCUGACUCAGACCACUUGACCAUCACAAUAAACAGGUUGCAGCUCAGAACAUCAGUGACCUUAGUACUUUUUUCUUUUUCUAUUUGUUAUUCAUUACAUUGGUGCCAUAAUCUUCCACUUGCAUUUAAUCAUAACAUUUUUUAAAAGCCCAGUCUCCUUUCUGCCACUGUGGAACACUUUCUCAUAGGACUGUUCCCUUUGAUGGGCUAUUUGCCUAAGUGCUUGACAGCUGAGUAAGGCUUUGCAUAAUCAAGUCUGGUAUAUCAGAGGAGUUUGGCUUUUCUCUUCCUGUCUCUCAAUGAUUUGUUGUGUCUUCCGGCUCUUAUGAAUAUUGAGCCAACUAGUAGGCCAAAGUUAAUACCAAAGAUAAAUUGACCAGCCUGUAGAAGAAGACAGAGACAGGUUAAAGGCAGCCGAGGAUUUUCCUUACAAAGUCAAAGCUGUCUAGGAUCACUUUUCCCCAUUCUGGUUAGUACCCAAGAUGGAAAACUGACCCCUCAGCCCAAGUCGGGGAUACAGUCUGUUAUGCACUGUUUCAAAAAACUAACAAAACCUCAAGCAAGUGGAUCCACGUGAGAUUAAGAGGGGAAACUGCCCCAGGUAAAGAAAAAGUGGGAAAGAGGGAUUCUGAUUAAUCCUCCAGCUCCCAUUAUACUUUGACUUCCAUACGUGAAUCUAACUAUACCAUUCAGAACACUGUCGAAAAGAGUUGCCAGAUUAUGUAACGGAAGCAAAUGUGUCAGCCAUUCCGGAGCAUGAGGAAGAACCCCUUGGUGAAUAUAUUAUAUGGCCCUGUUUUUCCUUUCUCAACUAGGUUAUAAUUAUUAGAGCAAAUAGAAACCCCAGACAGGAAAUAACUUCAGUUUGUUAACAGACCUUUUCCCAAUUUAACACGUUUAUCACUGCCUCAUGGUGUUUAACUCUUAUUUACUCACAAAGGAUCUCAUUUUACAAAAUGCCAAGCAAUCCUAACUCUUGUGGAUUCAUAUUAAGCAUAGAUUUGGCCCUCAGUCUUCAUUUCAGUGAAUUCCACUGAAUAAAGAAAUGAAACCAUCAUGCAAUGAAGAUGUGCAGGAUAGAAACCUUUAUUUUUAUCUGUUAACCUAAGACUGUUGUCAGACAGAAGUAGAUCAGUCCAGAUACAACUUUCAUUUAUGUUUUUUAUUUGUCUGUAAAUUUAGGACCCAAAGGAGUCGCAGGAAGUUUUGACACUGCCUUAUUUAAGCCUGUAUGUGUGUAUAAGUGCCGUUUAUUUUGGAACUGCUGUGUUUGGCAUGGCCUGGUGUGGCCUUGAGGCUGUAUGCAGAUACAGAAUUUUUCCAACUGAUAUGUCUUAAACAGAGGUUUGUUUUUAGUGCACUCAAUUUAAAACAAAUUUUAAUUUUUCUCAACCCACUUCCUCCCUUUCCAUGGGCUGCCAACGGGAUGUUUCUUUUAUUCAGUAGUAGUCAUGCUACUGAGAAUGUUGAUAGUCUUCUGUGUCAGCUUUUCCUUACCAAAAAAUGUAAGACUCUCCCUUUUUUUUUUUUGUGGCUAUUGCAUUAUACAUUCUCCAUAGAUAGAGGACAAACUGCAUUGCCCACAAAGAUUUGGCCAGGAGAAUUUUCCAUCUUUACUAGGUUGUGUUUGCUAUUAUACUGAAGAACAUCAGUGUGGUGACCAAAGAAAAAAAUAAGGAAGAUGUUUGAAAAGAUUAAGGUGGCAAAACGAAAUGCAAGAAAAAUAAACCUCAGCUCAGGCAAACUGACCCACCAUGCUAUUGAAAUCUGUGUCUGUCUGUAUGAAGCCUCAGGGUGAAGUCAUAGAGUGCGAAGACCUAAAAUGUGUGCAUGGGAGAAGGGGGAACUAAUGUUUGUGUGCAUUGAUCAACAAACAGUUAUCUAAAACUUCUAUUUCAGUAGCACCUUGAGGUCCCAACUGUAGUGCCUAAGUUCUGCAAAAUAUACACCAUUGCAUACUUCCAGCUUCCCUAAGUCUUAUAAUCUAAAACAGCAAGUAUGAGAUACAAAGAGUUAAGGGGUUGAGAGACAGGUAUACUCAUUCUGUAUUCCUUUGCCUUCUAUGUCCGUGAUGACCCAGAAAGUGUGACAGUUUCUCAUCAGGGGCAAUAAUUGUGCAGCCAGCACCAUUCUUUCUGUUGACUGGAGCAAUUCUGAAGUGAUAGGCCAAGAUUCUGCAUUCCCAGUAGUGACCACUUUGCUUUUUCUAUUAUUGAUGGCUAAACGCAUCUACCCAUUAGGGUAGAGGUUGCAUUGAUUCUUUCAGUUUAUUGAGCCUCUUUGUAAACUGCCCCUAGAGCUAAAAUUAUACUACAUGUCUGUACUGAGAUAGUGAUGACAGCAUAAAAUACUGAUGUGUGAUAAUUAAAGAACAUUUCAUUGUCUCCUCAUGUGAGUUUAUUGCUUGUAAAGAAGCCAGAUUGAUUGCACUUGGAAACAAAUUCCCCCUUUGCAGACUAAGGCAAGGAGGGAAUUUCCUGCCUAUCCAGUCAAAAUUGUGAUGCAUCACCAGAGUAAACCCAUGCUGGGACCCUUGUGGCCUGUACCAAGCAGAAUAACUAGGGUUGGGCAAGAAGGGCCCCAGCUUCAGGCAGAGACAGAGAGAGGAAACAAGAUUGGUAGCCAAUGCUGCUGCCACCCAGGGCAUAAAACUUACUUGUUAGGCCUCUGUAUGCACCUCCCAUCUCUCCUUGUGAGUGGUUUCCCUCUAUGUAAGGACCUUACAGGCUUCUACUUCCUAUUUUUCUCCUUGUUAUCACAGACCUUUAUUGCCAUUUCUUAAGCCUAUCCCCAUCAGAGAUUGAGCAAAUACUGCUUUUUGCCACUCGCCACUGAUUUUGAGUAAUCCCAUCCAGGCCCAAACAAAACACUCCCGUGACAGUCUGCUACUGAUACACAAAGCAUAGGAUGCUGCCUAGCCGCCAUUGCCUGGCUACACCUAAUCUGCUGAUUUUGCAGGGACCUCGGCACUGAGGGAAAACAUGGAGAAUGCAUUAGAGACUGGAUACCCACAGAAAAGUAAUUGCCCAGUAAUUUCAGUGAUCAAUUUCAAGGCAAGUCUUGUGGCAGUUGAUGUUUAUCACAUGGUUAGGUGGGAAUUUUACCUGCAGUGGGCAUGUCUACAUGUGCACAUUUAAUGUGCAUUAGCCCAAUUUAAGGUGCAUUAAGAGUGCACAUCUACACGUGUGUGCCCUUAAUGCGCUUAAAAAUAAUGAUUUGAGAUUGUUUGAUCUUAAAUUUGAUACUUGCAUAAGGCAGGUAUCAAAUUUAUGCGCAAAUAGCUAAGUCGCAUUAGCGAGCCCUUAGACACGCUAAUGUACAACUCACUGUAUGUCCAUUGACUUUGGACUAAUUUUAGUUGGUCUGUACACACGCGUUUGUGCGCCUUAGUGUGUGCAUGUAUAGAUGCGUGCCUAAAUCACCAUAAUGCGCAUUAGGCUAAUGCGUGUUAAGUUCAGGUGCGUGUAAAAGCACAUAUAGAACCCACCUGGUAAACUUCUAGCUCUCUUGAUUGUGGUGAAAGUUUUAAAAUGUGACCCACGUGUAUCCAGAGGUCAUAAAAGGCAAAUAAUUAUUCAGAACAGUUUUAAAAAUCAUGAUUUUGUUUAAGUCAUUCUCCUAAUUUUUCACUGCUGGAGUAGUAGACACCUGUCAGCAGGGACUGGAGUGUGGCUACCAAACUCAUUUCUCACAGUGUCCCCUUAAUAACCAGCUUCCACUGGGAAUUUUGGACAUAAUCAAAUGGCUGGGGUUGCUGACUGUCUUACCAAUCCAGUCCCACCUAGUGAAGGUUGAUUAAAAUGAUCUAAUACAUUUUAACGCAAGGUUUCAAAAUAAGAAAGGGGUCAAUUCAAGUAACUUCAGUAACUUGCAGCAUAUUGCACACGCUUGUCUUAUUUUAAUGUGUGCAGAUGAUUGGAAAAUGUGCUAUAAACAGAAAGCAGAGAAACAAGCCCAAAGCACCUGUUAUUUCACACUAAUAAAUGUGUGAAAAGGCUGACUACAAGGUUACUGAGCCUAGAAAAAAAACCACUGGGGUCAUUUAAGAAAUCUUUGGAAGUUUUCCUUGAGGAAUGAGGAUUCUAAAAAGGGGCAUGUUUCCAUGGGUUUCAGUAACUACACCUCUUUCCAUCAGAAGUUUACUUGUAGCUCUCUCAUGUUUGUUUUUUUAACUAUCAGAAUUUGACACUGAACCUUAAUAUGCACAAGUAAUGUGUAAAUUUUUCUAUAAUUUUCUAAAGCACUUGGGUGAUUUAGCAGCCCAAUUACUUCCUUUUGAAAUCAGUGGGAGGUAGGUGCCCAAACUAUUUGGAUACUUAGUCAAAUUUUUCCAAAGCACCUCUCCCAUUCAAAACUGGCCUUGAGCACUAUUGAAAGCAUCUCCUAACAGGGAACAGUGUGUCUGAGGAGCAAACAUAAUGACAUUCUGGGUGAAAAUUGCUUUCUGAUUAAAUAAAUACCAAACUUAAAGCCAUCAUGUCAGUGACUUGUUUUCACACCUCCACUGGAUAUGCACACACUUUCAUAAACGGAGAACACGAUGUUUUGCAGCAGUUGCUGCUCAGUUAAUGUGGUUGUCAGUGUGUUGAAUUGUCUCAAAGAGUUUAAGAAGUGUUUCUUGUUUGACUGGUAAAUCUGGUGCAGAUUCUCAGUGGUUGUUGUAAUCAAAAUUUGCAUAAUGACAAUAGUGUGUUAGUAAAACUGUGUUUGGGGAAACAAUGAGGAACUUCAAGCCUAAACAUAAUGGGACAAGUUGCCUGGGCCAUAUUCAUUCUGAAUGAACUCUAUCCCCACGCACAUAAUAGGAAGAGAGACCAUAAGUCUGUAUGGGAUAUACAGGCUAAAAACCUAUAUGGAUUUAUCUUGAGUGCAUGAAUUUUACUAUAUGUAUGUUUCAGUCAGUGAAACAGGAGUUGAGAUUGUAUCAGUUAGUAUGAUAGGACCAGAUUCUUGCCAUGUUCCAGGAUCCACUAGUAACAAGACAAUGGGUGAAGCCAGUUGGGAAGUAUUCAUCCUCAAGCAGUGCCUGUAUUGCACAAAAUGGGGUCAUUGUAUUUGCUACUGUUCUUAUACAACACACUGAAUUUGCUGACCUCUUUCUUUCUGAAAAUAAAUACAAAAUUGACUGA
Molecule: messenger RNA, 5714 nt
Organism: Alligator mississippiensis (American alligator)
Lineage: Eukaryota; Metazoa; Chordata; Crocodylia; Alligatoridae
Gene: COMMD1
Product: copper metabolism domain containing 1
Exons: 3
Coding region: 30-605 (191 amino acids)
Biological process (GO): regulation of proteasomal ubiquitin-dependent protein catabolic process; copper ion homeostasis; negative regulation of protein localization to cell surface
Cellular component (GO): endosome
Source: RefSeq, a predicted model, not a curated record